AUGGACGGAGCCGUGAGGCCGAGGUUGGCCUCCUCCUCCGCUGACCUAAAGUUCGGAGCGGUGGCCACCGAGACCAUAGAAAACGCCCUGCUUCACUUGGCCCAACAGAAUGAGCGAGCGGUGCAGGAGGCUGCAGGACGGACGGGCAGCUUCAGGGAGACCCGGAUCGUGGAGUUUGUUUUUCUCCUGUCAGAACAAUGGUGUCUGGAGAAAUCUGUGAGCUACCAGGCUGUAGAAAUCCUAGAAAGGUUUAUGGUUAAGCAGGCAGAGAAUAUCUGCAGGCCAGCUCCGGUGCAGCCAAGAGUUGACACCAAGACAGAGUCGCAGGAUUGGAGGACUCUGAAAGAGCAGCUUUUCAACAAGUUUCUCCUCCGUUUGGUGUCAUGUGUUCAGCUGGCUAGCAAACUUUCCUUCCACUACAGAAUCGUCAGCAACAUUGCAGUGUUGGACUUCCUCCAGGCUCUAGGGCACCUGCACACUAAAGAAGAGCUGCUGGAGUCAGAACUUGAUGUUUUGAAGUCCCUGAACUUCCAGAUAAAUCUGCCCACUCCUCUGGCAUAUGUGGAGAUGCUCCUUGAAGUUCUAGGAUACAAUGGCUGUUUGGUCCCAGCCAUACAACUCCAUGCAACUUGCCUGACCCUCCUUGACCUGGUCUAUCUUCUGCAUGAGCCCAUCUAUGAGAGCCUACUGAGGGCUUCAAUUGAGAACUCCACACCAAGUCAGCUACAAGGGGAAAAGUUUAUCUCUGUAAAGGAAGACUUCAUGCUGUUGGCAGUUGGAAUCAUUGCAGCAAGUGCUUUCAUCCAAAACCAUGAAUGCUGGAGGCAGGUUGUGGGGCAUUUGCAGAGCAUCACUGGCAUUGCCUUGGAAAGCAUUGCUGAGUUCUCUUAUGCAAUCCUGACUCACAGCGUGGGAGCCAACACGCCUGGGCAACAGCAGCCUGUUCCUCCCCACAAGGCAGCCAGAGCUCUGAGGACUGCUGUUCCCUCCAACACAUGA
Molecule: messenger RNA, 999 nt
Organism: Jaculus jaculus (lesser Egyptian jerboa)
Lineage: Eukaryota; Metazoa; Chordata; Mammalia; Rodentia; Dipodidae
Gene: Cntd1
Product: cyclin N-terminal domain containing 1
Exons: 7
Coding region: 1-999 (332 amino acids)
Biological process (GO): reciprocal meiotic recombination
Cellular component (GO): site of double-strand break
Source: RefSeq, a predicted model, not a curated record